UUGGGUGGUGGCUACGGAAGAGCGUCAGGAGCGAUGUCCGGCCGCGGGAAGCAGGGCGGGAAGGCGCGCGCCAAGGCCAAGUCGCGCUCGUCGCGGGCCGGGCUGCAGUUCCCCGUGGGCCGCGUGCACCGCCUGCUGCGCAAGGGCAACUACGCGGAGCGGGUGGGCGCCGGCGCCCCGGUGUACCUGGCGGCCGUGCUGGAGUACCUGACGGCCGAGAUCCUGGAGCUGGCGGGCAACGCGGCCCGCGACAACAAGAAGACGCGCAUCAUCCCCCGGCACCUGCAGCUGGCCAUCCGCAACGACGAGGAGCUCAACAAGCUGCUGGGCAAGGUGACCAUCGCGCAGGGCGGGGUGCUGCCCAACAUCCAGGCCGUGCUGCUGCCCAAGAAGACCGACAGCCACAAGGCGAAGAGCAAGUAAAAGUAAACCUGAGGAGUAUUCGCACCUCAAAAGUAACCCAAAGGCUCUUUUUAGAGCCACCCACUUUCUCAUAAAAGGAGCUGUAGAUCCUAACAAAAAAAAAAAUCGUAAAAACUGCCAUUGUCUUUGCUGUUGAAAACAAGAUA
Molecule: messenger RNA, 569 nt
Organism: Grus americana (Whooping crane)
Lineage: Eukaryota; Metazoa; Chordata; Aves; Gruiformes; Gruidae
Product: histone H2A
Exons: 1
Coding region: 34-423 (129 amino acids)
Cellular component (GO): nucleosome
Molecular function (GO): DNA binding; protein heterodimerization activity; structural constituent of chromatin
Source: RefSeq, a predicted model, not a curated record